Molecule: messenger RNA, 1065 nt
Organism: Uloborus diversus
Lineage: Eukaryota; Metazoa; Arthropoda; Arachnida; Araneae; Uloboridae
Product: zinc finger protein 271-like
Exons: 3
Coding region: 1-1065 (354 amino acids)
Source: RefSeq, a predicted model, not a curated record
AUGGCUUAUCAUACCAAGAGUCAAGCCGAUAAGAAACAGCCUUCGUGUGAAGAUUGUUUAAAAGCAUUUUCUUCGACUUCAGCACUCAGGAUACAUAAAAGAGUCCACUCUGGUGAAAAACCGUACACCUGUGAACAUUGUUUUAAGGCAUUCACUCAAUCCUCAAGUUUAAUGAAACAUAUGACUGUUCAUACAGGUGAAAAGCCAUAUUCGUGCAAAUAUUGCUCGAAGUCAUUCACUCAAUCUUCAAGUUUAAUGGCACACGUGAGAGUCCAUACUGGUGAAAAGCCGUAUUCGUGCAAUUAUUGUACUAAGGCGUUCACUCAAUCUUCAGGUUUGAGGACACAUAUGAGUGUCCAUACAGGCGCGAAGCCAUACUCGUGCAAAUGUUGUACUAAGGCAUUCACUCAAUCUUCAAGUUUGAUGAUACAUAUGAGAGUCCAUACUGGUGAAAAGCCAUACUCGUGUGAACACUGUUCAAAGGCGUUUUCGAAGAAUUCGUACUUAAUAACACACAUAAGGUCCCAUACUGGCGAAAAGCCAUAUUCCUGCGAGCAUUGUCCUAAGGCAUUUACUCGAUCGCUUGAUUUAAUGAAACAUAUGAGUGUCCAUACUGGUGAAAGGCCAUAUACGUGCAAAUAUUGUUCUAAGGCGUUUUCUACGACUGCACAAUUAAAGAGACAUACGAGAGUCCAUACUGGCGGAAAGCCAUAUUCGUGUGAAUGUUGUUCAAAGGCGUUUUCUACGACUGCACAAUUAAAGAGACAUACGAGAGUCCAUACUGGCGGAAAGCCAUAUUCGUGUGAAUGUUGUUCAAAGGCGUUUUCUACGAGUGCACAAUUAAAGAGACAUACGAGAGUCCAUACUGGCGGAAAGCCAUAUUCGUGUGAUUGUUGUUCAAAGGCGUUUUCUACGAGUGCACAAUUAAAGAGACAUACGAGAUUUCAUACUGGUGAAAAGCCCGAUUCGUGUGAUUGUUGUUCCAAGGCGUUUUCUACGAGUGCACAAUUAAAGAGACAUAAGGGAGUCCAUACUGAGUAUCUUACUAUAGAAAAUUUUGAUUAG